AUGCAAGAACAAGAAAUAAAAAACAUUAAUAGUGAAAAAAUAGAGGAAUCUAAUGAAUGUAAUAAUAAAAUGACCACCACAACUACAACUUUAAAUAAUGAAGAGGAAUCAAAUAAAAUUACAAUUGAAAAUAGUGUAACAGUAAAUUCAAAACCAACCAUUAGUCAUAGUAAUAGCAACUCAAGUAACUCAAGCAGCAAUAAUAAUAAUAGUAAUAAUGAUAUAGUUAAAUUAGAGCCAUAUCCAAAUGUAAUGGGUAAAUUUCCAAUUCAUGAAGCGGUAUAUAAAAAUGAUUUAGAAACAUUAAAACAAUUUUUUGGGGAAGAGAGUUUAGUAAAUACAUCAAUCUCUAGUAAUACCAAUAAUAAUAAUGGCGAGGAAGAUGAUGACGAUGAUGAAGAUGAUACAGAUCCACAUAAUACAAGUUCUGUAUCAAACAAUGGCAAACCAUCAAUUAACGAUAGAGAUGAUCAAGUAUCGUGUAUUACUGGUAGAAAGAUUGCAAAACAAUUAAUUGCAAAAGGUAGCAAGGUUAAUGCACCAGAUAAUACAGGUCAAACACCAAUAUUUUAUGCAGCAAAAUCAGGCCACCCAAAGAAUGUUACAUCACUAUUACGUUUAGGUGCUAAUGCAACAGUUAAAGAUUAUCAAAACCGUACACCAUUACAUUUUUCGCUAGAUAUUGCCAAUAGUACUAUUAGCUCAAUGUUAGUUUCAGCAGGUGCAGAUGUUACACUCCGUUAUAAAUAUGGUCAAAAAGGUGAACGUCCAGUUUCACCAAGAAAAGCGGGUCAAUGGAAAGGUGAAAACAAUACAAUCGACGAUGAGGAGUAUGCUCAAGCUGAUCUCUACGGUUUCUUACCAGAUGUCUCAUCAAACUCUACACAAAUGAAAAGAUGGAAUGAAAUUAAAGACUACUAUAUGAACCUAAUGAAAGUAAAUCUUAGUAAAGAUAAAAGACUCGAAAAGAGAUGGGUUAAAUUACUUCGUUCUUGGUCCUCAAAUGGUAAAAAGAGUAAAGUUCAAAAUUUAGGUUGGAAAGGUGUACCCGAAUCAACUAGAGGUGUUUUAUGGAAAUUAAUUUUAGAUCCAACAAAGACCAAAUUAGAAUCAAAAGUAAACUAUGAACAACUUUUAGAGAGGGACUCUGAUUUUGUCAAACAAAUCGACUUGGAUAUAGAUAGAACCUACAGGAACCAUAUUAUUUUUAGAGAACGUUUCAAUCAAGGACAACAACAACUAUUUAAUGUUUUAAAGGCCUAUAGUAUUUAUGAUCAAGAUGUUGGUUAUUGCCAAGGCAUGUCAAGUAUCGCCUCACUUUUAUUAAUGUAUAUGACCGAAGAAGAAGCCUUUUGGAGCUUGGUUUCAUUAAUGGAAAACCCACGUUAUCAAUUCCGUGGUUUAUUUUUACCAUCAUUCCCAUUGCUCUACAGAAACUAUGCCAUUCACGAAAUUUUAAUGCACGACGAACUCCCAAAAAUUCAGUCCCAUUUCAGUGUUGAGGGUAUUACAACCUCAAUGUAUGCCACCAAAUGGUUCCUUACCAUCUUUUCUGGUAAUAUUCCUUUCCCUCUUUUGGUUAGAUUUUGGGAUUUGGUUUUAUUAAAUGGUUACUAUAUUGUACACAGUCUUUCAAUUCAUGUAUUACGUAGUCAUCAAGAUAUCCUCUCAAAAGAUCCAUUUGAAAAAAUUUUAAAUUUCUUUUCGACCCUCGAACAAUCUGAAAUUGACGUUAACAAUUUUAUAAAAAAUUGUAAAAAACAUAAAAUUUUAGAGAAAAAAAUCGAAAAACUCAACAAAAAAUAUGAUUUGCAACAACAAAAUUUAGGAAAAGAAAUCAAAAAUUUAACAACUACAACAAAUACAAGUUCAAGUAGUUUAAAUUCAAUUUCAAAUUUAAAUUAA
Molecule: messenger RNA, 1905 nt
Organism: Dictyostelium purpureum
Lineage: Eukaryota; Evosea; Eumycetozoa; Dictyosteliales; Dictyosteliaceae
Exons: 2
Coding region: 1-1905 (634 amino acids)
Molecular function (GO): protein binding
Source: RefSeq, a predicted model, not a curated record